Messenger RNA from Acaromyces ingoldii, 1732 nucleotides. RefSeq names its product DUF185-domain-containing protein. Bases 268 to 1656 code for a protein of 462 amino acids. Gene Ontology annotation, cellular component: mitochondrion. Gene Ontology annotation, biological process: mitochondrial respiratory chain complex I assembly. The record is from RefSeq and is a predicted model, not a curated record. Lineage: Eukaryota; Fungi; Basidiomycota; Exobasidiomycetes; Exobasidiales; Cryptobasidiaceae. Gene Ontology annotation, molecular function: protein-arginine omega-N symmetric methyltransferase activity. The transcript has 3 exons.
GAGCGUGCAGGCGCCUUUCGUCCUCAACAUACGACGAUGGCAUCGCAGACUAUGAAUGUCACUAGACGGCGACUCGGUACAGCAGUCUGGAAGGGAUCAGAAUGCAGAGCGGCGAGGAGCUGCGCACGACUGCCGACGGCAUUUGCCCCGCCGGCUCGCUGCUAUUCCAAUGAAACUCCCGCGAAGCCGGCACAAGACACAAAGACGCUCGCCGACAUUCUCGCCGACUCCAUCCGGGCAUCGGGCCCGCUGAGCGUGUCGACAUUUAUGCGCACCUGCCUCUUGGAUCCUGUCCAAGGCUACUACGCCACGGCUAAUACGCCGCCGGGGACAUUCGACGCCCUGACGGAGACGCGCGAUGUCCUGGGCGCGCGUGGCGACUUCAUCACGAGCCCAGAGGUGUCGCAGGUCUUUGGCGAGCUGCUCGCCAUCUUCUUCGUCGCGAGAUGGCAGAACACGGCGAGGGAUGCGCCACUUCGGCUGGUGGAGCUCGGACCGGGCAAGGGGACACUGCUGGCGGAUAUGCUGAGGACCUUUGCGAGAUUUGCGCCCUUUUACAGAUCAAUCAAGGACAUUCAUCUCGUCGAGACCUCGCCCGGCCUCAUGGAGCUGCAGUACAAUGCAAUCGAAAAGGCCCUCGAGGGCACAGGGAAAAGGCUCGUAUCUGCCGACCAGGAAGUGGUGGGCGAGGAUGAGAUCAGGGUCGAGUGGUUCCCCCUCGUGGACAGCGUGCCCAUACGAAGCGACAGCUGGACAAUGGUCGCUGCUCACGAAUUUUUCGAUGCCCUUCCUACGCACAUCUUUGAGCGAAGCAACGAUGGGUUCAAGGAAGUCCUGGUGGACGUCGAACGAGGGGGCCAGUCUGGGAUCACCGUGCUCAAGCCAGGCGAUCUGACAUCCUCUUCCAAGCCGGCAGUAGGCGGCCCUCCCAAGUUCCGGUACGUCACCUCGCCAGGACCAACACCGUGGUCGCUGCUGCUGGCGAUGCGCAACAAGCGCUUCAACUCCCUCCAGCCUGGCCAGCGCGUCGAAAUCAGCCCCGAGGCAUGGGCUGCAGCGAGAAGGAUUGGGGAGCUCGUCUCGGGACGGAAAGCGGCCGAGGUGGCCCCCGAGGUGGAAGAGGAGUCCGCAAAGACGGCUCGCUUGCAGAGAGAGGCCGAGAGGGUGCAAACGCCCAGCCAGGGAGGUGCAGGUCUCAUCAUCGACUAUGGCGACGAAAAGGCAUUCGGGGGCAGCUUCAGAGCAUUCAGAUCCCACAAGAUUGUCGACCCUCUCGAGGACCCAGGCAAGGCGGAUCUGACAGCCAAUGUCGACUUCUGGCACCUCAAAUCAGCCCUCUUCACUACCGACGCGAGACCACUGAGACUCAUGUACCAGGCCCACUUCCUGCAGGCACUUGGUCUUGGUCCCAGGGUCGAGGCACUGGAAAAGGCGGCCGCCAACGACGAGAGGCGGGCAGACAUCAGCUCGGCGGCAAAGCGGCUCGUCGAUCCGACAGGUAUGGGCGCACAGUACAAAGUAUUGGGCGUCAGCUCAGAAGCCAGUUCUGGAGGAUCUGCAGAGGCAGUUGCCAAGGCGAAGGAGCCCGCGGACAAAGUGUAUCCAUUUGAGAUGGACGAGGGGAGUGGUGGUGCUUCGGCUGAAAAGCAGGCGUGAAAUGUAUUUGAUGCAAUUCAACCGUGCGCAAUGAGUAAUCUAGCUUUGUGCGGGAAAUAGGAUGUGUGACCACAGC